Molecule: messenger RNA, 767 nt
Organism: Brassica napus (rape)
Lineage: Eukaryota; Viridiplantae; Streptophyta; Magnoliopsida; Brassicales; Brassicaceae
Exons: 2
Coding region: 180-638 (152 amino acids)
Source: RefSeq, a predicted model, not a curated record
GAAAAUGUGAUAGAUAAACAUCAAACGAGAAAACGACAUGUGGCAGUCUCACUAUACCGUAAAGCAGGUGAUUAAACACUCUCGUCCGUCUUGCGAGAGAGUGAAGCAUCAAUGGUCUUCCUUUAUAAACCCUAAAUUCCACCAUUAGGGUUAGUGAAUCUGUGGACCUUUAGAGAGCGAUGGCGACCACAGGGAGCGCAUCGGCUGCGACGGGAACGACGACGGCGAAGAGAAAACCAGUGUUUGUGAAAGUGGAACAGCUAAAGCCUGGAACGACUGGUCACACUUUGACUGUUAAGGUCGUUGACGCCAAUCCGGUGGUUCCGGUUACCCGGAAGACUCGUCCGGGUGCUUCUAUGGGUCGUCCGUCUCAGCCCAGUCGAAUCGCUGAGUGUCUUAUUGGAGAUGAAACCGGAUGUAUUCUCUUCACUGCUCGUAACGACCAAGUUGAUCUUAUGAAACCAGGGGAGACGGUGAUACUGCGCAAUUCGAGGAUAGACAUGUACAAGGGUACAAUGAGGCUAGGGGUUGAUAAAUGGGGACGCAUCGAAGCAACGGAGCCAGCGUCUUUCACAGUCAAAGAGGAUAACAAUCUGUCUCUGGUUGAAUACGAGCUGAUUAACGUUAACGAUCGGUGAUCUUUUUAGUGUGGACUGGUGAAUGUCUUUGAUUUAGAUGAUGAAGAUUUGUGAGUGGUUCUUGUAGGAUUUCCUUUUACCCUAAAACAUGAGACAUGAGUAUUAAUGCAAUUGCUCCUUUUAAUCUUA